This is a messenger RNA of Physeter macrocephalus (sperm whale), 2581 nucleotides long. It is a transcript of the gene RETSAT, whose product is annotated as retinol saturase. Gene Ontology annotation, cellular component: endoplasmic reticulum membrane. The transcript is spliced from 7 exons. The record is from RefSeq and is a predicted model, not a curated record. Gene Ontology annotation, biological process: retinol metabolic process. Gene Ontology annotation, molecular function: all-trans-retinol 13,14-reductase activity. Bases 41 to 1042 code for a protein of 333 amino acids. NCBI's taxonomy places the organism in Eukaryota, Metazoa, Chordata, Mammalia, Artiodactyla, Physeteridae.
UCCUUUUGUAGGUGUGACCGCCAGCCACACCACCUUUGCCAUGCAUGCUCUGCUGGUUGACCACUACAUAAAAGGGGCCUUUUAUCCCCGAGGGGGUUCCAGUGAAAUCGCUUUCCACACCAUCCCUGUGAUUCAGCGGGCUGGGGGUGCUGUCUUGACGAGGGCCCCUGUGCAGAGCAUCUUGCUAGACUCAGCUGGGAAAGCCUGCGGUGUCACUGUGAAGAAGGGUCAGGAGCUGGUGAACAUCCAUUGCCCCAUCGUGAUCUCCAACGCAGGAUUAUUCAACACCUAUGAGUACUUGUUGCCAGAGAAGGCCCGCUGUCUGCCAGGUGUGAAGCGGCAGCUGGGGAUGGUGCGGCCCGGCUUGAGCAUGUUCUCUGUCUUCAUCUGCCUCCGGGGCACCAAGAAGGACCUGGGGCUGCCGUCUACCAACUACUACAUUUAUUUUGACACAGACAUGGACACGGCGAUGGAGCACUACCUCUCUCUGCCUGCGGACAAGGCUGUAGAGCACAUGCCCGUUCUCUUCAUUGCUUUCCCGUCGGCCAAGGACCCGUCGUGGGAGGACCGGUUUUCAGGCCGCUCCACAGGGGUCGUGCUGGUGCCCACCUCCUAUGAGUGGUUCGAGGAGUGGCGGGACGAGCCCCAGGGAAAGCGGAGCAGCGGCUACGAGACCCUCAAGAGCUCCUUUGUUGAAGCCGCUCUGUCGGUCGUCCUGAAGCUGUUCCCACAGCUGGAGGGGAAGGUGGAGAGUGUGACUGGAGGGUCGCCGUUGACCAGUCAGUUCUACCUGGCAGCUCCCCGGGGGGCCUGCUACGGGGCUGACCACGACCUGGGCCGCCUGCAUCCUGGUGCGAUGGCCUCCAUGAGGGCCCAGAGCCCCAUCCCCAACCUCUACCUGACAGGCCAGGAUGUCUUCACCUGUGGGCUGAUGGGAGCCCUGCAAGGGGCCCUGCUGUGCAGCAGCGCCAUCCUGAAGCGGAACCUGUACUCAGAUCUUCAGAAGCUUGGCUCAAGGGUCCAGGCACAGAAGAAGAAUUAGUUUGGUCAGGGAUGAGUCAGAGGAAAUUUGUCCAGUGCUCUGGCACAGUCCCUGACUUACCCAUGUCUUUAUGCAUUAGCUCCUCGAUCACGUUAAGCACUCGUUUUUGAUUUCUGAAUAAGAGGUCCGACACACAAGUGUAGCAUAGAUGGCGCUUUUUUUUUUUUGGCUCUGCUGCACGGCAUGUGGGACCUUACCCCGACCAGGGAUUGAAGUCCGUGCCCUCUGCAGUGGGAGUGCAGAGUCUUAACCACUGGACCGUCAGGGAAGUCCCUAGAUGGUGAUUCUUAAACUGAAGCUCUUCCAGCCAGGCAGGUGGUGAUCUUACAUACCUUUUAUAACAUGCUGUCUCUCUCUACGAAAGGCCCAGCAUGGGCUACUGACUUGGGUGACUUUAAUGGUUCAUCAAGCAGCGCUCUGUAUCCCCCACCCACACCUCCUAACUCUGAGCCAUCAAACCAAAUAUUCUUUUGUCAGGUGGCUGGAACCCGUGAGAGUGUGGGUCGGCUGAAGCAGGGUGGUCCCAUUGGACCGAGGCUUCUCCUCCCAGUCCCCCCUAGUGCCUUUUCGCGGGAGUUCUACGCAGUGGAGAGAGGGUGCCUUUUGAGCAUGGUUUGCGUUGUAGUUCCAUAGGUUCAGAGGCUCCAGAUCCCAUUUUUCUGGUUCCACUGGCUUUCAGCGGGUGCGGAAACGCCUGUGGUGAUAGGGUCCAUGUGGACGUGGGGGCAGGGGGCUGACAGGACGCAUUAGUCAGCAAGGUGUAUGUUACAGAAGAACAUCCAGUGCGCAUGCAGCCAGGGCCUAGGCUCGUCUUCCUUAUGAUCGGGGUUAAAUUGGGUUCUCACCGUGCCAGCACCAAGAUACCCUCCCAGACCUCAGGGCCUGAGCCUCAAGACAGCUUCCUAAAAUACACCACAGCAGGACGGGGGCGUCCGCAGUCAGGGCAGGGGCCUGGAAAGACAACUUCACUGGGGUUGAUGCAGGUGGAGAGAGCUUUCAAGCCAAGGGUACAGCAAAGGACAAGCCCUGAGAGGUAACGAGUGUAUUAUGACAAGAAGCCCAGCUACUCCCAACCUAGGACAAGGGCUGCCUGGUGAGGAGGAGGAGCGAGGUGGGCAGUCAGUCAGUCAGUCAGAACGUGGAAAAUUACAGAACGUGUGCGAAACCUGGGAAUGCGUUUCCAGUGUAUUGGUACUUACACGGGGAUCGGGUGGGAAGGUGAGUGAAGGCUAAAGGUUAAAAAAAAAAAUGACCUUGCACUUACGUUAGGCCUUAUUUUAAUCAAUUUCAAUACAGUACUAACAAAUUUAUUAAGGGGGAAUUAAGAGGUACAAUAUAAUCAAUAAUACUGAAAUAACUUUGUAUGGUGACAGAUGGUUACUAGACUUACUGUGAUCAAUUUGUAAUGUAUACAAAUGUCGCAUCACUAUGUUGUAUACCUGAAACUAAUAUAAUGUUGUAUAUCGACUGCUUUUUCAAAAAAAGGAGAAAAAUUAAAUUUAAUGAUUUUAGAGCUUUAACGUUUGAAAUUUAUUUUGG